GAAAAAAAAUGAGCGUCAAGCCUGAUGUGAUUCGAAAGUGUCUGUGGCCUGCAUGCCUUGUGGGUCUGUUCAUCACGGGCAUCCUCUCGCUGGACUGUAACUUUCUGAAUAUUCACCUGAGUAGAGUCACCUGGCAAAAUCUGAGACUUCUGAGCGUUAUGAGCAAUUCAUUUUCUAUAGAGUGUCUAAGAGAAAACAAAGCUUUUGAGUUGCCCGAAGAGAUUCUAUCGCACACCCAGCCUGUGAAAAACGACAUCAAGGAGGCCUUCUAUGAAGCGUCUAUACAGGCUUUCAACAUCUUCAGUCAAUACACCUUCAGAUCCGCUUGGGAAGAGAAACAUCUGAAACAAAUCCAAAUCGGACUUGGUCAGCAAUUGCAGUACCUGGAACAAUGCUUGGAGGAAGAAGAGAAGGAAAACGAAGACAUGAAGGAGAUGGAAGAGGAAGGGACGAAACACUCAGCAACGAUGGUCCCCCGGCUGAGCCACCUAGAACUGAGGAGGUAUUUCAACAGGAUAGACAAUUUCCUGAAAGAGAAGAAAUACAGUCACUGUGCCUGGGAGAUCGUCCGAGUGGAAAUCAGAAGAUGUUUCUAUCUCCUUCUGAAAUCCAUAGCACUACUCAGGAGGAAAUAAGGUAUCUUUUGAGAAUUAAAAUUCCAUUUCUUGCCAAAAUCUCCUCCUCCUCCAUCUUCUUUUUAAGAAUUACUGUGCUAUCCUUUGAACCUGCCAUGGGCUGUAUUGGUGGUGGUUUAUGUAAUGUUUACCAUCUCUAAAGUUUGGCCUUGAAAUAUCAGCCACAUUCACCUCUCUAAGAGAGGUGAGGCCAACACCCCCUGGGUGACCAAGAGUCUUGUUAGAAAACCCUGAGGGCAGUUUUAGAGAAAUAAGAUUCCUUCUCCAUCUUCUACUCUCUGUUCCUCUUUCCUUUUGCUAUUUUCUACUUGCUUUGCUCCAUCACCUUUGAACUUUGCCAGAAGAAAAUAGGGAUCAGAAAAUGUUGCAAAAUGUAACACCUCAACAGCUUAACCUUCUUGCAGCCAAGGCUGUUUAUCUUACGGAAGUUCAGCACUGUUAAAAGAGCUCAUACUCGCUUCCAUAGAGUUAAUAC
Molecule: messenger RNA, 1110 nt
Organism: Equus caballus (horse)
Lineage: Eukaryota; Metazoa; Chordata; Mammalia; Perissodactyla; Equidae
Source: RefSeq, a predicted model, not a curated record